GUUUAUUUUAAUAUGUUGUAUGGUUGUGACAUUUAAUAUUUUAAAUUAAAUUAUAGUAGACUUAUAUUGUGAUUCCUAUAAAGUGUUAUAAACUCGUCCUUAAUAAAUAAAGAACAAGGUGUAAAGUUGUAUAGCGUAUUGUUCAGUAAUUAUAUAAAUAUGAAGGCGGCGGCAAUGUCCGUGUGGAUUUUUAUAAACCUUCUCUGUUUUGGUAUGUGUGGUUAUUUGUAUUUGAUCUGGUCACAAUAUUGGAUGAACAUUGAAAGACAGAGGCUGUUCAAUAAAACACCAAGCAUUCCACAACACAGCAGCGUAUCUGAAAUAACAUUUCAAGAAACUUCUUAUUCUGAGAAGUAUGACUUUAACUCAGUGUUUAAUAAUACGAUCGUAAAAGAGAAAAAUGGCCAUAUAAACAGGAGGUCAAUAGUUGCAAUGAAAACUAGCGGAAAACUGUCUCAAUCUUCCGGGCAAACCCGUCCAUUUACAAAUAUUGUGCGAAAAAGUCAUGGAAGCCCAAGAUUUCCGAACAUACAUAAACCAAUAUUAGAAUUUGAUAGUGAUAAAUACGUAUGUAAUGACUAUUUGACGUCGGAAUGUGAGGCGCGGACGGCCGAAUUUAAGACACUGUUGUUGAAAGAGUUUCAUAGAGUCUUGAUGAGCGACAGCAAAGUUUUUACAUCGGGAUUAAAUUCUCAAAACACUUACGACGUGCACUAUGAAAGAGGGCAGUGGAAGGAGCGGACAAAAAAAGACAUUUUGUGCGCAUUAGCUGGUGUUUCCGUUCAAACGGUAACAGCAGAAGAUGAACCAUUUAAAAUGUUGAAUUAUAAUAUUCCUAAGGAUCCUUUACAAUGUCAUCGCACAUUCAAGACUUGUGCUGUUGUAACUAGUGCAGGCUCCUUACUGGGCUCCCAUUUAGGAGAUUUUAUAGAUUCACAUGAUAUGGUUCUAAGAUUCAACAACGCCCCCACUGAGAAUUUCACAGAAGACGUGGGAUCAAAAACAACAUUCCGUGUCUUAAAUUCUCAAGUUGUCACAAAGCCGGAGUAUAAUUUUUUGGACAAUCCUUUGUAUAAUGGAGUUUCGAUAUUAAUAUGGGACCCGGCAAAUUAUUCUUCCACUUUGGACGAAUGGUAUCAUCACCCCGAUUUCACUCUUUUUCCUGUUUACAAAAGAUUGCUUGAAAUCAGACCGCAAGCGGAUGUACAUUUACUAUACCCUAAAGUAUUGUGGGGUCUUUGGACCGUUCUACAAGAUUCAUCCCCCUAUCGUCUAAGAAGGAAUCCACCUUCUUCAGGUUUUAUAGGUAUGGUUAUGUAGUUUACCAUUGACGGUAAUUUAAAAUGUUAUAAGUACACGAACAUAUUUAAAUAAAACUAUAUAGUUUUAUGGAUUCAAGGUUUUUUAAGGAAGGAAGGAUAAGAUGAAUAUAAGAAAUCAUUAUACACGAACAGACCUAGUACGAGCCUCAGUACUGAUAAAUGUUGAUGAUUGCAAUUUCACGAACAAGCCGGUUUCCGAAAGGGCUUUAGCACCAUAGACCACAUACAUACCCUUCGGCAAAUUGUACAGAAGUCCGAAGAGUACAAUUUGCCACUAUGUCUGGCGUAUGUGGACUAUGAGAAAGCCUUUGAUUCCGUCGAAAUUUGGGCGGUGCUGCAGUCCCUUCAGCGGUGCCAAGUUGACUGUCGGUAUAUCGAAGUGUUGAAGUGCUUGUACAGUAGGGCUACGAUGGCUAUCCGAGUACAGAACCAGAGUACGAAACCUAUCCAAUUGCAGAGAGGUGUAAGACAGGGUGACGUCAUAUCCCCGAAACUCUUCACCGCUGCAUUGGAAGACGUUUUCAAGCUUCUGGACUGGAAAGGAUACGGUAUCAACAUCAAUGGCGAGUACAUCACUCACCUUCGAUUUGCCGACGAUAUAGUCCUUAUGGCAGAAUCGCUGGAGGACCUAAGCACUAUGCUCAAUGACCUCAAUAGUGUUUCCCAACGGAUAGGUCUUAAGAUGAACAUGGACAAAACUAAGAUCAUGUUUAAUGUCCAUGUCACACCUAUGCCGGUAGUUGUUGGGAACACUAAGCUCGAAGUUGUUGACGAGUAUGUUUACCUGGGACAAAUAGUCCGACUGGGUAAGUCCAACUUCGACCGAGAGGUCAAUCGACGGAUUCAACUCGGCUGGGCAGCGUUCGGGAAGCUACGACACAUCUUCUCGUCAGACAUACCUCAAAACCUUAAAACGAAAUUGUACAACCAGUGCGUGUUGCCAGUGAUGACUUAAGGAACUGAGACGUGGUCCUUCACUGCUGGCCGUAUGAGGAAGCUCAAGGUCGCUCAGCGAGCUAUGGAGAGGGCUAUGCUCGGAGUUUCUCUGCGUGAUAAACUUAGGAAUGAGGAUAUCCGCAGUAGAACCAGAGUGACCGACAUAGCCCAACGGAUUAGGAAGCUGAAGUGGCAGUGGGCCGGCCAUAUAGCUCGAAGAACCGAUAACCGAUGGGGAAGAAAGGUUCUCGAGUGGCAGCCUCGUACCGGUAGGCGAAGUGUAGGGCGUCCCCUCACGAGAUGGAGUGACGACCUGGUAAGACAUGCAGGAAGUCGAUGGAUGCGGGUGGCUCAGGACCGUGUUUUGUGGCAUUCUUUGGGGGAGGCCUAUGUUCAGCAGUGGACUUGUGAAGGGCUGUAAUGAUGAUGAUGAUGAUGAUGAUGUAUUGACUUUCUCAUCUGUGGUAAGAUGAGAAAGUUUACACGUGGUAGAGUCAUGCUGCUGCUAUAUUAUGGUUGUAGCAUGAGUGGGUCUGCUCGACCGAAGUGGGAUCACGCUUUCACAGAAUACCAGCGUC
Messenger RNA from Parnassius mnemosyne (clouded apollo), 2836 nucleotides. The record is from the annotation of a GenBank genome assembly. Lineage: Eukaryota; Metazoa; Arthropoda; Insecta; Lepidoptera; Papilionidae.